Molecule: messenger RNA, 1286 nt
Organism: Solenopsis invicta (red fire ant)
Lineage: Eukaryota; Metazoa; Arthropoda; Insecta; Hymenoptera; Formicidae
Product: mitochondrial thiamine pyrophosphate carrier
Exons: 5
Coding region: 146-1075 (309 amino acids)
Biological process (GO): thiamine pyrophosphate transmembrane transport
Cellular component (GO): mitochondrial inner membrane
Molecular function (GO): thiamine transmembrane transporter activity
Source: RefSeq, a predicted model, not a curated record
CAAAACGAGUAAUACAUGCACAGAUGCGAUUUCAUCCUCGAUUCUUCCAAUUUUGUAUGACACACUUUUGCAAUAACUGGAAAUUUCUUCGAGAUGAGAUUCCCCGUGGCUUGCGCGGUUUUUUUUCAAAGUAAGUGAAGUGACUAUGGGCUUUUCGGUACAAAAAACUGCAGAGCCAAACUCUGAUCACGCGAUCGCAGGCGCUGCCAGUGGUUUUAUAACGAGAUUUCUAUGUCAACCUUUGGACGUCAUAAAAAUUAGAUUUCAAUUGCAAGUUGAACCAAUUUCAAAGUGUCACAUUAGUAAAUAUAGAUCUAUGUCACAAGCUGUACUACUAAUUAUAAGAGAAGAAGGAUCUGCUGCCUUAUGGAAGGGUCACGUACCUGCACAAUUACUCUCAAUUGUCUAUGGGACAGUUCAGUUCUAUUCUUACAACGUUUUUACGAAAAUGCUGCAACAAGUUCCACAAAUUGAGGAAUGGCGUCACACGACGCAGUUUGUCGCUGGAGCUGGUGCUGGCAGCAUGGGGACAAUCUUCUCGUUUCCUUUGGACACUGUGAGAACUAGAUUAGUGGCCCAGUCGAGUAAUCACCAGGUGUAUAAUGGAGUAUUACAUUCUUGCAGUUCGAUUCUUCGACAAGAAUCAUCGAAAGUCUUCUUUUCCGGUCUGCUACCAACUUUAUUGCAAAUUGCUCCACACACUGGCCUGCAAUUUGCGUUCUAUGGACUUUUCACAGAUUUCUAUAAGAGAUGUACUUCUGAUACCAAUACUAGUUUCUAUAAUUCUAUGUUAUCUGGUAGCGCUGCCGGGCUCCUAGCGAAAACAGUCGUAUAUCCGUUUGACCUCGCUAGAAAAAGAUUACAGAUACAGGGUUUCCAGCACGGCCGUAAAGGAUUCGGCAAGUUUUUCCAAUGCAGUGGGUUAUUGGAUUGCUUGAGAAUAACGGUAAAAGAGGAAGGCGUACGAGGUCUAUUCAAAGGUUUAACGCCGAGUCAAGUUAAAGCCACUGUGACUACAGCUUUUCAUUUUACAGCGUACGAGCAAGUUCUAUUACUAUUAAAGACACUGAGAUAAUAGAAGGGGGAUAUAUAUAUAUAUAUAUAUAUAUAUAUAUAUAUACACACAUAUAUAAUUAUUUUUAUAGAUGCUGCUUAAUUUAUACCUUGUAUUUUAAAAGACUGAUUUUUAAGACUGAUUUCUAUAAUUACAUAAUAUACUCUUCUCUAGAUUACAUAAAUUGUAUAAUGUACAUAUAUAAAUUGAAAAAAUAAAUAAAUUUAUCUUA